Molecule: messenger RNA, 2697 nt
Organism: Paramuricea clavata
Lineage: Eukaryota; Metazoa; Cnidaria; Anthozoa; Malacalcyonacea; Plexauridae
Source: the annotation of a GenBank genome assembly
AUGCCUCUUGCAGUUGUUGGAGUAGGAACGCUUAAACAAAAAACAUUUUGCUUGUAUCUACUCAAUAAGCUGCGGCCAGCAAACUUGUACAUAAUACAGUCCCUUAUGGCAGAAACAUGUAAGCACAAACAAAUGCACGAAGAAAUGGCAAAAGAAGAAGUUCAGAAACUGUUAAACCUGGCUGAGUCAGAAAGUGAGCGCGAACGUUUGAAAUAUGCUAUUGCAAAGUCAUCGGGGAUCUCAAAUACAAAAGCGAAAGAUAUUUACGGGUUCUCUAGUUUAAGUGAAAGGAAAACCAAGGUUGAGAAAGCAAUGGAAGAAGCUUGUGCCAUUAAAGAUGCGAUUGAAAAUGUUGCAAAGAUUAAGGAAAAGGCAUUGCUGCAGUCCUUAGGUGUAUAUGAAACGAGUGGCGAAAGUGAUGAAACGGACAGUGCGAGUGAGACGGAUACCGACAAUACAGAAGAACAAAAUUUUGAAGAUGGGUCUGAACAAGAACUUUCUUCUGACGAAAUAAUAUCCGACUCUGGAUCUAGUGAAGCCGAAAUAUGGGCUAAGGGAGUUGAAAGUGUAUUAGAUCAACGAGGAAAGCUAUUGAUUAAGAAAAAAAGAGCAUCAAUACGACGUAAAUGCGUGAGACAAACGAAGAAAAGGCUGGCUGAAGCACGUUUAAUGAAAAGAAGGCGAAGCAAAAAAGUGGGAAGAAUAAUUUCAGAGUGUCCAGGUAUUGGGCAAGAAAUAGAGCAGUUUGUAAAGGAAUGCGGUGCGGGGGCAGAUGCGUGGAGGAGAACAGGUAUAUUGACAUUUGAUGGAAAUCGGAAAAUAAAGAAAAAGGCGACUUUCAGGAGAAUAAAAGAACACUUAGAAGAUAAGUAUGAUCGAAAAAUCUCGUAUGGUAGUGUAGUUCAGUUGUGUUGCGCUCGCAACAAGAGAAGAAGGUCUGCCGCUCGGUACCAUGGAAUAGCGAAAGUUGUAAGCAAGAGAGCUAGAAAGGGGUUUACUAUUCGGUAUAAUCCUGACCAACACUGGAGUGCUGCCUUGUACGCUGCGUUAGAUAAACUUCAACAUGAAAAUGGUUGCAAUAUUAUCAAUAUUGGAAGAGAUGACCAGGCUGGGUUUAGGUUGGACACUAUGGCUACCAACAAGCAACACGCCACGCUAUGUGUGAAGGGCAGUGAACACCUUACAACAAGAACUGACUAUGUCAACAAAUACGCGUCUGUUCUUCAAACUACGUCAUACAACUUCCCGAGUACCAAAACGACAGGUGAAAUUUGUGCAGGUGUUGUAAAGGCGCCAGGACUUUUUGAGAAAAAUCCCGCGCAGCAUUUUGCCGACCUUAAAAUGGUAGAACAACAUGAAGAAAUAAUCCCAGCAUUUAUAAAUCCUGUCACUGGAAAAAGAAAGGAGAUUGAGUGUGUUCGAGUGGAUGGAAGCUACGACGAGGGACCAUCCCACGUAGAAGUUCAAUACUGGUGGACGGUGCGGCAUAUAAGAUCCAAAAGUCGAGUCCUGUUAGUUACAUCAAGAAACAGCGGUGCAAGUUACAAGAACAGAGUAGAGUUGCAGAAUGGGUGCUUGGCUCUGGCACAUGCAAAUUUGUUUAUUCCUUCGACGCUUAAUGGGUCUUGCCUGAGCAGCGGUGGGAGGGUCAAUGAGAAAUUACAUCACGAAAACUUAAAUUCUGCUAUUGACGUCUACUGUUCAAGGGUUGACAAAGCACCAUGUGCUGGAACUGAAAUUCACCUAUUUCGAGGAGCAGACAGCACGAGUCAGCAGCUUGAGAAUAAAUUCUUGAUCACAUUCUUGAAAGGAACGAAAAAAGCAAAAAAAAAGCUUGAGAAAGAUCAUCCAAAUGAAUUUAAUCAGAUAAAGCAAAUAUGGGAUUUGCGAGAACGCCAUAUGCGGAAAGAUGUUCCUCAAAAGUACAUUUUCUACCUUACUUGCUGCUAUAGAAACAAUUGCAUUCAUCCACUUUGCAAGGAAGGUGUACCGUUGGAAGAGUGCAAAUGGUACCCAGAGGGCCCUCCUGUGUCGUUUAUUCCUGUUCCUGUUCCCGAUCCAGCUAGAUGUUAUGGUCGUAGUGAAUGCCAAGACUGUGAAGCACAAUGUUCAGGACAUUAUCGCAAAGUAGAUGAGCUAUGGGAAGAAGUUUCUAAAGGAGAUGGUAAAGUGGUUCCUUAUGAUCCACCGUCAAAAGUAAUUUUAGAAGAAUUUAAUCGUACCCAUGAAGUACCGCAAGAAAGUAAGCUGCUGGAAGUUGCAGAAAACGUUUUGUUACCACGUGAUGAGACGGAAAUGUGGUUUCAACAUUUGAAAAAGGUUCACGAAAAUCGUCAGAAAGGGAUCGCAAAGGCUGCCGAGACAAGAAAGGCUAAGAGGAUGCAACAGAAACAAUCGAACGAGGGAAAAGGUGAGCAAAGAAAACGUAGAAAGUCAAAAAAGAGUAAAAGACAAGAAGAAAAAAACGAAGAAGAUGCAGAAGAAGAUGGGGAAGUCGAAGAUACAGAAUUGUGUAAGACAUGCAAGAGAGUUAUCCCCUUGGCUUUGGAAGAUGAGUCUGUUGAUGCAGAUGUGGAUUGGAUUUGUUGUGACAGUUGCACUUGCUGGUACCACAUGAUUUGUGUUGGAGUCUUUUCUACUGAAGUACCUAGUUAUUGGCAAUGCUUAGACUGUGUUGAAUCAUGGGAGUUCGAAUAA